CCUCCUCGAUCUUUUCCUCUCGUCCCAAUCCAAAAUCCCCUCCGUUGUAUAUUUAUACGGGAUAAAGUUUAAACCUUUCGAAGAAUCUGAAGAUAAAUAUCGUUGCUUUUCGGUUCACGAGACGGAAGAAAAACCAAAAUUUUAUGCCCUUCCCUUUGAAAUCUCAAGCUCAUCUCAGUUUCCGACAGCCAUGGCUACUUUGACGAAGCUUCAAGUAUGCCCACGAAUCUUGGAGCAUCGUCUGAGUUCUAAAGACCAACAAAGAGUGGGAAAUCUCCGGUACAGUCCGAGAUUGAAACGUAGCAGGGUUUAUGUGUGUCGCUGCGACAGUGAAUCGGGGAAGAAAGAGAGGGAAUCCGAGAAAGCGAAGGAAAACGAGGGAAAGUUGGCGACAAGGGAAAAUGGGUUCUGGAAUUCUGUGAAAUCUGGGAUCUUGGGUGUUAGAAAGUUAGGGUUUUCGUCCAGGGAUGAUUACAACGAAAAAGUUGCAAACUUGGAGAAGGUUUUCUCUUCGAUUGCAAUUCAAAUUGGCAGAUACAUUGUGACCAUGACAAGCACUGGGGUGAUACUCUUGAUCGGUUUCCAAUUGUCAGGUGGGGAUUCUCAGAUGAACUCGUUGAUUUGGUAUAGCUGGCUCGGUGGUGUUAUCAUAGGAACCAUGAUAGGGGCCAACCUUGUUUUGGAGGAUCAUUACAGAGCCGGUCCGCGGAAUGUCGUGAUAACCGGGAGUACGAGGGGAUUAGGGAAAGCGCUGGCUCGGGAGUUCCUUCUGUCCGGAGACCGAGUGGUCGUGGCUUCUCGCAGUUCCGAGUCCGUUGGCUUGACGGUCAAAGAGCUCGAGGAGAAUCUGAAAGAAGCUAUGGUCAGUGCCAGUGAAUCUUCUCUAAAGAAACUGGCUUAUGCCAAGGUGGUGGGCAUUGCCUGUGAUGUUUGUGAGCCCGAGGACGUGAAAAAAUUGUCGGACUUUGCUGUGAACGAGCUCGGUUCCGUCAAUAUAUGGAUUAACAACGCUGGCACGAAUAAAGGGUUUAGACCAUUGCUUCAGUUCACCGACAAAGACAUCAGACAGAUUGUCUCGACGAAUCUGAUUGGUUCGAUUCUGUGCACUCGAGAGGCGGUGGACGUGAUGAGCAGCCAGACCAAUGGCGGGCAUAUUUUCAACAUGGAUGGCGCUGGUUCGGGUGGUUCUAGCACUCCUCUCACCGCUGUAUACGGGUCGACGAAAUGCGGGCUGAGGCAGUUCCACGGGUCCCUUUUAAAGGAAUGUGAAAGAACAAAGGUCGGUUUGCACACCGCAUCCCCUGGCAUGGUUCUGACCGAUCUUCUUCUGAGUGGUUCGAGUAUAAGGAACAAACAGAUGUUCAACCUUAUCUGUGAGCUUCCCGAAACCGUGGCGAGAACACUAGUUCCUAGAAUGCGAGUAGUCAAAGGCUCGGGUCGAGCCGUUAAUUACCUGACUCCUCCUCGGAUAUUGCUAGCUAUCGUCACCGCGUGGCUUAGGAGAGGCCGAUGGUUCGAUGACCAAGGACGGGCAUUAUACGCGGCGGAAGCGGAUAGGCUUCGGAACUGGGCGGAGAACCGGACAAGAUUCUCGUUCACGGACGCGAUGGAGAUGUACACCGAGAACACUUGGGUCUCCGUCUUCUCCCUCUCUGUCGUCUGCGCCUUCAUCAUCCUCUCCAGCACCACCGGAACCACUUUCCCCGGAACCUAAUCCCCGCCGCCAUUUCCGGUCUGACUCAAUUGUACGGACGUAAAUGAACAUCAUCAUCAUCAUCAUAAUUUGUUUGCCAUUGUUGAUGUAUCAUCCCUCAGAUCCUUUAGGUCAUUCGUUUCUGUACAGACAAAAGUGGUUUUUUGUGGUUUCUUGUAUGGAUGGAUAAUCACAGACCCAUAUAAUAGAUUCGGUGAAAAAACACACACAAGGAAUAUGAUAUAAUAUAUAUAUAUAUAUGUAUAUAUGUGUGUUUGUGUGUGGUAUGGAUAUAAAAGUUCAUUAGUGCU
Tarenaya hassleriana is the source of this 2004-nucleotide messenger RNA. Its product is annotated as probable chlorophyll(ide) b reductase NYC1, chloroplastic. The transcript is spliced from 10 exons. NCBI's taxonomy places the organism in Eukaryota, Viridiplantae, Streptophyta, Magnoliopsida, Brassicales, Cleomaceae. The coding region runs from base 191 to 1714 and encodes 507 amino acids. Gene Ontology annotation, biological process: chlorophyll catabolic process; PSII associated light-harvesting complex II catabolic process. Gene Ontology annotation, molecular function: chlorophyll(ide) b reductase activity. The record is from RefSeq and is a predicted model, not a curated record.